AUCACAGACAACAACAACGGAGGUAAAUCGAUAUCAAAGAUGCCAGUUGGAAGACCAAGACUGGAACGUGAACAGUCGUUCAUGGUGGCAGAAAUCCCAAACCCAUUCGUGCAUGUCCUGAAAAUGAAUGUAUGGGACUACGUGCGGAUUGCCAUCAUGUCAAUCACGAUAGCACCAAUCCGUCUGCUGGCAUUCAUCAUUCUUCUCCUUCCUGCCUGGGUAGUCUGUGCUAUUGCUGUAGCUGGGAUGACUAGGGAGGAGAGAGACCAGCCACUCACAGGAUGGAGAAAGGCGUUGCGUGCACCCAUAUUAGCUAUUGCCAGGUGCCAGAUGUUUUGUCUUGGAUUCCACUCAGUGAAGGUCACAGGACAAAGGGCACCAAGGGAUGAAGCAUGCAUCCUGGUCAUAGCCCCUCAUAUCUCGUUCUUUGACGUCUUUGCAUUCUUUAUGACGGGUCUCCCUGGGGCUGUGUCCAGGCAGGAAAAUGCAGAGAUACCUGUUAUUGGAACUUUAGCUAAAUUCCUGCAACCAGUGAUGGUGUCAAGGAAAGACCCAGACUCGAGAUCUAAGACCAUAGCGGAGAUCAAGCGGAGAGCUCAGCCAGGGAGUCAGUGGCCUCAGAUUGCUAUCUUCCCCGAGGGUACAGUAACCAAUGGACAGUGCUUCAUCACAUUCAAAGGAGGUGCCUUCUUCCCCGGCGUUCCUGUCCAGCCGGUUCUCUUGCGCUACAAUAACAAACUCAAUACAUUCCCAUGGACAUUUGAAGGACCCAGUGGCUUGUCCGUCUUCUGGCUUUCUCUCUGUAACCUGUCCAAUAACCUAGAACUGGAGUUCCUUCCAGUCUACAACCCAAGCGACAGGGAGAAGCAAGAUGCAAAGCUAUACGCCCGAAAUGUCCGUGCUGUCAUGGCAAAGGCUUACAAUGUUCCUGUAACGGACCAUACCUAUGAAGACACCCGUCUGAUGGAGGAGGCUAAAGCCAUGGGACUACCCGGUGAGGUAGGAGUCGUGGAGUUCCACAAGUUACUCUCCAAACUUGGGUUCAAGCUGGAGAGCCUGCGAACACAUCUGACUAACUACGCUGAAAUAGCUAGCUCGGGAGGCUACAUCACCAUAGAAGACUUUGCCAAGCAUCUCAAUGUGCCUGUUUCACCGUCCCUUCAAGAGGUUUUUGAUGUAUAUGACAGGGAUGGUAGUGGCAAGAUAGAUUUCAGAGAGUAUGUGAUUGGAUGUGCCCUCAUUAGUCAACCUGCAAACACAGAAGAUACCAUCCGGAUGGCUUUCAAGAUGUUUGGAGGAGAAAAGGAGUACAUCAGUCCAGAAGAUCUAUACCAAAUUCUUGACAACGCAUUUGGGAUGGAACGAGAGGAGACAGACAGACUCUACAAGGAGAUUGAUACAAGGGGCAUUGAGCGUGUCACGUAUGAUGAAUUCAAAGCUUACGCCAUGAAGAAACCAGAAUAUGCAACCCUGUUCACCCGCUACAUGGAGAUGCCAUCUUCAUCUUCUGAUGAUGAAAAGAUGCCUGCUCAAGCUCCUACUGAUCUAUCGCCACGACAACGACCAGUGAAAAGCAAAGUCGAAGAUGUUGACUUGUCACCCAGACAUCGUCCGCUGGAGGGCAAGAAGGAUGACUGACAUGAGGCCGGCUUGCCUCCCGUUGUCUGAGUUGGACCAACCAGUGAUGCGUUGCUAGGUUACUCAUCCUCUUUUCUUCUGGAUUCUCUUCCUUCUUAUUCUACAGAUCUGUAGGCUGUUUUACUUUCACAAAGAGUUAAGUGCGACAUGAAGUCACGCAUGAGCGCCAACACAGACAUGCUGUUUAAUACGCAGUGUCAUUGAUUAAAUUACACUGCAGUUAAUGAAUUCCUCUACAACUGAGUCAAAGUCAAUGCCUUUUAGAACUUUGGAAGUCUCUGCAUUACCAAUUUUCUCCAAACUUAGUAGAAGAUGGAUACAAAAGAGAGAGAUUAUGCAGAAGUACAUGUCUUUAUAUAGCAUUAUAUGUUUUGACAGCAUGCAGCAGGGAAUUUAAGUUUGAUUUUAAGUCACACUUGUAACUCUUUGUGAAGCAGCACUCGGGUCCCCUUAUUCCCUUGCAAAUUUUGAAACAUUGAUGCAUGCCAUUUUGUACUAGAAAGAAGCACCUUUGAUAUUUUAUAAACUUUUGUGCAGCUAUAUUUUUACGAGGUUGUAUAUGUUCACAUAUCUGCAAGUAAUUUUUUAAAAUACCAGGAAAGAUUUCAUGAAUGGAAAUAUGAUCUUUUGGGAUUCAUGAGGAAAAAUAUUACUUUGUGAGAAAUAUAUACUAUUGUAUGCUAGAAAGAAGUACCAUUAUGUAUAUUGUUCAAAUUUUUGUGCGGAUGAUUUUCUAAGAGUUCUGCAUUCUUCAAAUCAUGGAUACUUUUAAAGAUAAAGAUUAGGGAAAAAUCUAAUUCAAAGCAUGGGAGAUAUUCAUUUCUUUUAAUAUUUCUCCAUUCAUUUGUUGUUUAUAUUUGAAAGAAAAUAGCAUGUUCUGUGUAUUAUUUUGCACUUCAGGUUUAAUAUUGCAUUAUAGUUGAG
Molecule: messenger RNA, 2562 nt
Organism: Lytechinus variegatus (green sea urchin)
Lineage: Eukaryota; Metazoa; Echinodermata; Echinoidea; Temnopleuroida; Toxopneustidae
Product: lysophosphatidylcholine acyltransferase 2-like
Exons: 10
Coding region: 40-1638 (532 amino acids)
Molecular function (GO): calcium ion binding
Source: RefSeq, a predicted model, not a curated record